Messenger RNA from Scomber scombrus (Atlantic mackerel), 3252 nucleotides. RefSeq names its product tumor necrosis factor receptor superfamily member 5. Lineage: Eukaryota; Metazoa; Chordata; Actinopteri; Scombriformes; Scombridae. Bases 509 to 1456 code for a protein of 315 amino acids. The record is from RefSeq and is a predicted model, not a curated record. The transcript is spliced from 8 exons. Gene Ontology annotation, molecular function: antigen binding; CD154 receptor binding; transmembrane signaling receptor activity. Gene Ontology annotation, biological process: positive regulation of angiogenesis; immune response-regulating cell surface receptor signaling pathway; immune response. Gene Ontology annotation, cellular component: external side of plasma membrane; CD40 receptor complex; membrane.
GGUGUAGUGGAGUGAGGAAAUGCCUCAUUGUGUUGCAUUGUUGCAGUUUAAGAGUGCUAAAAUCAGUCUUUUGGUCCUGUAGCUGCGGAAACACACACAGCUUACCUUGCACUGAUGGUAAGGACAGGAAGGAAAUGGGGAGAGACAGAAGAGAAAGCGACAGAGAGAGAGAGCAAGAGAGAGAACGGAGGGGAAACAGCAGAUGAGGGUCACUGGGGUUUUCCACUGUGUAGGGUUAGAAGAGGCAUGAGAAGUAGGUAAAGGAGGGGAAAACAUACAGUAUAUGUAGUCACAGAGACUAUCACACAAAGCAGAGGAGUGAAAGAGCACUGAGUGAAGAGAUUACACCUUGAGUGGUGCUCUUUGAGAUACGAUAACUUAAACAGCUGCCAUUUUAAAAGUUAGGAUCCGGUUUAGAGAAAGAGAGCACGGGAAGACGACUGACGUAGUCCUAAACUGAGAAGCUUUACACUCAGGUGAAAGGAGGACUGUUAUCGAAUGGGCUAAGAUGGGUUGCCAAAAGGAUAUGUUCACUAAAAAUGGCAGAUGCUGUGAUCACUGCCCUGCAGGAAAAUAUGUGGUAGAGGAUUGUACCGCCACACAGAAGACCAAGUGUGAUGACUGUAGACAUGGACACUUCACAGAUGAGAAAAAUUACAUUUUUAAUUGCAGGAUAUGCAAGGAAUGCAGUCGUGACACCAACAAGGUGAAAGUGAAGGAUUGUACAGCUACGGAAGACACAGUGUGUGGGUGUUUUUCGGGCUAUUACUGUAGCUCUGAUGACUGUGAUCACUGCCUGCCUGUUAAGCACUGCGAUCAAGGCUCAGGGGUCGAAGUUAAAGCCACUGGCAGAAAUGAUACACGCUGUGCUCCGUGUGGAAAGGGGCACUACAGCAACGUAACAGAUUCCAGCUCCCCCUGUCAAGCACACACCAGAUGUGAGGACUUUGGGAGAGAGUUGAAAACUCCUGGCACUUCAACAACCAAUGCCAUCUGUGGUGACUUCAAAACCUAUUGUCCCUGGAUUAUACCUACAGGUCUGUGGUCAGGCUUCUUGCUGACCGUACUCAUCGUGUUUUGUCUCAUCUGCUUGCGGGCAAAACGCAGAUCCUUCAGAGCAGUGAAAUCCAGUCCCAGCGUUCGUGUUACUCUGUUGGAUAUGGUCUCAGCAGCCUCUACUGGUCCACUGGAGCUGCCUUUAAAGUCCACGGAGCUGAACGAUAACUGCCAAGAGAGCUAUGCAGUGAAGGACUGCAAGUUAUCACUUUUUAACCCAGAUGAUAAUGAGAUCUGCUGCAGCACACAAAACAGCAUGGACAGCAGCUUUCCCAUAACGCCGCUGAAGGCAUCAGUUUCAUUCGUUGAGUCGAAUCAGACCAAUGGAAGUCCCGGACACUGCACUGGCUUCUUCAGGACACACUCAGAGCCACAGGAGGACGAGUGGUGUGGGACAUAACAUGAGUGCAUUUUGUCAUAGCAAUAUAUUUAUGAGGCUCAGUGACCCCCGCCCCCACACGUUAUUUUACUUGUGGCGGCACUGAUGGUAGCUGAUGAUUUACUGCCUCCUGCAGGACAUUUAUGAGAAAUUCAGCUCAAGUGAUGUGACGUUACUGUGUUAAUUGUGUUCACAUUUAAGUUACCAGGUUAUUGCUGGCAAUAUUAAUAUUUACAGAUAUCUUAAGUGCUAAAACAAAACACCAGUGCAGCUCUUUACUUAAGUUAUUCUUUUGGAUGUAAAUUAGUCUUCAGAGCCUCAGUGAAGGCAAUACUGUGGUCUUCAGCCACAGCUCAGCGGUGUCUCUAUUAAAGAGAAGUCUUGUGAUAUUUUAUAUUUUUCUUACUGUCAUAAAUCCCAAAUCAAUAAAUUAUCUGUGUAUCCAAACCCUGAUGCGUAUUCCUCUGUGCCAUAGAGCUCCACUGUUGCUCAAACACUAUUAAAAACACAUCAGUUACCUGACGCUGUUUCACUAGGUUGUAUCUUAUAUUUUCGUAUGUUGUAAUUGUGUGUUAAUCCGCAGAAGAAAAUAGUCCACAACAAUUUUUUUCACUUAUUCUUGUUUUAGUAACAUUUGCUAAAAACUACAAUGCCCAACUGUUUCAUGAUGUCACUGAGCCUUUUUUUGGCCAUGCUAUUCAUGUUUAUGACCUGUGCAUCAUCAGGAAGAACCAACAGUUGGGCUGCUGGUUUGGUUUUUUCAUGGGAUUUGUCGACAGUAAGAAAAGUACAAAGUACAAAUAGUACAAAUCAUUAAAAUGCCAUUAAACUGUGUUUUCUUAUACUUUAAAUGUUAUCUAAUUUAAUAUUUUGUUAUUUUAGUUUAAUUUAUAUUGUUUAAACUCAAGCCAAAGAUUAUUUUCAUUAUUUUUAUUAUUCUGCUGAUUCUCUCCUCGAUUCGUCGAUCAACCGAUGGGUCAAUAAAACAUCAAAAAAUUGUGAAAAUUGUCCAUCACAAAUUCCUACAGCCCAACAUCAUGUCAUCAAGUGUCUUGUUCUGUCCAGUCAACUCAAAGGUAGUCAGUUCAUUAACAUGUAGGACAUGAUAGUACAUUUUAUUUGACAGUAACAUGAGAGAAACUGAAAUCAUGAAAUUUUGGGGCAUUUCUGUUUGAAAGUUGACUAAAAACGAUUAGUUAUCAAAAUAGUUGCAUUCAUUUUACUGUCAAUCAACUAAAUACUAAUUGUUGCAGCUUCAUUUUGGAUGAGAAAAACAACUAGAUCUCCUUUUAGGUGAAAAUUCCGACCACUGAAUUUCUGUAUUUAUAUCAGCUAUCAUCUGUAACAGAUCAUGGUCACAUUUGGUGACAUAACAUAGACUUAAGUUAAUUUCCUGGACUUAUCCUAACCCUGACCAUUACCACUGACACAAAAAUCAAUUGUCCAGCAAUUGUCCCCAUUUGGGCAAGCCAUCCCCAAUUAAUUGGCUGAAAGUUAGACAUUGUCCCCAGAAAUAGCCAAUGACAGACCACACACACAGGCUGCAAACAUGUUAAAACUUGGAUGAUGAUGUGAAGUAAUAAUGAUGCAGCAGUGAAGCCCAACAGAUGUAUGAUUUGUUUAUAUCAUGUAGAAGAUAGAUAGUGCAAUAUGAGAAAGUAUGUAGGGAAUGUUUACACAAGUUGUUCUGCUGUGCUGCUCUCAGUUUGUCACCAUUAGUACCAUUAGACAGAUACAAGAGCAUGUACAAAUACAGUAUGUUCACAGACAUUCAGUCCUAUUGUAAUAUUUAAAAGUGUUUGUUGAUUAUAAUUUUU